AUGGCCGAAGACACCAACGCCGGUAAGACCAACACAAAGCAACCCAUCACAGCAGAAACUGACCAACGCAAAGCCUGGCCCAUCGCCGAUGAGGCGCUCUCCCAGCAGCUCCUCGACCUCGUCCAGUCGGCCACCCACUACCGCCAGCUGAAGAAGGGUGCCAACGAGACCACCAAGACUCUCAACCGCGGUACCUCCGAGCUCGUCAUUCUCGCUGCCGACACCACGCCCCUCCCCAUCAUCCUGCACCUCCCUCUCCUCUGCGAGGACAAGAACGUCCCCUACGUCUACGUGCCCAGCAAGCUCGCCCUGGGCCGUGCGACCGGUGUUUCCCGCCCCGUCAUCGCCACCAGCAUCACCACCAACGAGGCCAGUGACCUGAUGCCCCAGAUCCGCGCCAUCAAGGUUCAGGUUGAGCGUCUGAUGAUCUAG
Molecule: messenger RNA, 432 nt
Organism: Aspergillus mulundensis
Lineage: Eukaryota; Fungi; Ascomycota; Eurotiomycetes; Eurotiales; Aspergillaceae
Exons: 2
Coding region: 1-432 (143 amino acids)
Biological process (GO): maturation of SSU-rRNA; mRNA splicing, via spliceosome; ribosome biogenesis
Cellular component (GO): small-subunit processome; nucleolus; box C/D methylation guide snoRNP complex
Molecular function (GO): RNA binding
Source: RefSeq, a predicted model, not a curated record